UACUGCACUUUGCCAAUCCUCUUGGUUCAGUCUGUCCAUCAAGACAUAUUUCAAUGGUGAAUGAUCCUGACUGGAAUGCACUGCAGCAAAUUGGUCUCAAAGAUCCAAGUGGCAAGAAAUGGUCAUUACUGUAUCAAACACAAAAUAUUAACAAGGAUUUAUAUGAUGAUGUUGUUUCUGUUAAACUAGCACGAGACCACAAAAAGAUGCAGAUGUUUACUGGUGCAUAUUACAUACCUGCAAGUUUUGAAAAUGGUGGCACAUAUCAUAUUUCUGUAAAACCUGCGAACGGACAUGGAAUUGCUGUAACAGAAAUAUUAUUCUGGGAUGGGCAGGAUACCAGUAUUGCAACCUUUCAAUAUGAAGAACCAGUUGACUGGGCAUCAUCAGUUUGUCAGUGUUGUUUACUGAAACCAAUACCUUUGGACUGUGAUUAUUGUAAUUGCUCGAGAUAUCUGUCAGAUAAAUAUGGAAACAGUACAAUACCUACAGUACCUAGUACUACAACAGGAACAACAAUCCUGACAACAACACAGCCAUAUGAUAUCGUCAAUAAUCCUGAUAACAGUGAUGUUUCAGAACCCGUAGAUACCAGUAAACCAAUAGCACAACGAGCAUGUGGCAUUCAAGUGUUUUCGGAUCAAAAUCCCAAGAUAGUGACUUGGUGUAGAUCUUUUAAUGACAUCUAUCCUGUAAUGAAGACAGCUGUGGAUUAUAACAUCACAGGAGAAUUUGUAAACUUCAAAAUCAUAUUUAAACCCGAGAUGGACGAUGCAGUUGAUAUAUCUUUGUGUCUUAUUGUAUCUGUAAAUAAUGAGGAAUUAACAGAAUUAUGUGGAAUACCUAUUCUAAGUAAAUCAACAAAAUUAGUGCUUCACGUUUUCAACCGUGAUAAUUUUGUGCCAGAUAUUACAGAUAAAUUCAACAUAUUUUCCACCAAAGCAUAUUUCAAAAAUCUUAUCCUGCCACCACCAACCGGUGCACUUUGUCGCUAUGGUGAUCCAUUCAGAGGCGGGACUAAUCCGAUAAUAAAAUAUGAAGUUGGUAUUGGAAGUGACAAACUUUUAACCGAUAUUGUGCCAUUUAGAGAAGUGAUAGUACCCUGUAUACCUUGCUUUGGAGAAUGUUCUAAAUAUAACUGUGAGAGGAAGUGUAGUGUAAAUCAGCAAGUGGAUUUCAGGUUUACUUUGACAGACUUAAAUUUAAAACCUCAGGUUGUUGAUCUGAAUGAAACUGGACACUACUAUAAUAAGACAAUAAUCUAUUAUCUUACAGGAAAAGCUGUUACAGGGGCUGGGGAUACUGCACUGUCAUCAUCGUCAGGAUUUUAUAUUGACCUUACAAGACCUGUGUUUGACCUUGAUGUAAUGUUGACCAGUCCAAUAUAUAUUGAUGCAACACAAGGAGAGUUUCAGCCAAUUAGAUACCAAGCAUCCAACAAUACUAUUAAAGCUUUCUGGAGAUGUACAGAUGAAGAAAGUCAAAUAAAGGUAAUGAAGUGCUUGCUUUAA
Mytilus californianus (California mussel) is the source of this 1511-nucleotide messenger RNA. RefSeq lists its product as uncharacterized. The coding region runs from base 54 to 1511 and encodes 485 amino acids. The transcript has 6 exons. The record is from RefSeq and is a predicted model, not a curated record. Lineage: Eukaryota; Metazoa; Mollusca; Bivalvia; Mytilida; Mytilidae.